GAUUUUUCUUUUAAAAUUAAUUUAUAAUUAGAAAACUUGAAUACACUAUUUGCUAAUUUUCACUACCACAAUAACUGUUGUGACGCAGUAAAAAAAAAAAAUAUGAGCCACACAAAAUGGCGAAUCGUAACGUUACCUAGUGACAAGUUGGAUAACUAAUUUUAAUUAAUUGUUUUUUUUGGUUGGUAAUAUAUCAACAUUUUAAUUUUUUAAGCGGGAAAAAUUUACUGUCAACGUCAAACAGUUUGUUAGUAAAUAAACUGAUAAACAUCAAACCGGAUAAUAUUAUUGUUUGUUAUUGUUGAUAUAAUAAUCAAUAAAAGCAUUGAUUUAAAUUUUUAAAUAUGUCUGAAGUAAAUAAAGAAAUGGAAGAACUGGCUGCUGAACUUGGUCCAUUUUCAUUAGAAGACACAUACGAUGAACUCAAAGAAAUGGAAAAAAAUUUACGUGAAGAAUUAAAUCAAUUGAUAAAAGAGGUAACAAAUAAUAAAGUUGAAACAUUUACAUCAACAAUAACACCAGAAGAAAUUGAUGUUAAAAAACGUAGAUAUCUUCAAGCACUGAUUGAAAAUAUAAAUGGAUAUGACAUUGACAUUCAACCAACACCAGGAACACCAGAUAUGUACGAGAAGACAAUUGCUGAUUUACAUCAAGAUGUCAAAAAUGCUGAACAAUUGCUGGAAAAUCAAGCAGCUGAAAUGGCUGAAUUAAAGAGCAACAUUGCAGCUUUAGAGAUGAAAAAAGAGGGCUUGUUGCGAAUGGAAGAAGCCUGUUUGAAUCAAAUCGAGGAAGUUUCUAAUUCGACAUAUACAGCUGAAGUUUCUUUUGUACAAAAAUUAUUUUCAUCAGUAAAAAAAGACUUGAAAGCAGUUGUUGAUAAAGUGUUUCCAAGUUCUCCAGAAUUUCAAGAAUUUCUCGGUGAAUUAACAUCAGCAUAUCACAAUGGUGGUGAUGAAAUUUACAUAAACAUACCUCCAGAACUAGCAAUUUGUGCUCAUUUUCUUGCUGAAGCUGAUAUUGGAAGUUAUCAUCGUGAUGACAGAACCAAAAUGCGUUUACAGGAUCUUCUCUAA
Aphidius gifuensis is the source of this 1073-nucleotide messenger RNA. RefSeq lists its product as uncharacterized. Bases 345 to 1073 code for a protein of 242 amino acids. The record is from RefSeq and is a predicted model, not a curated record. NCBI's taxonomy places the organism in Eukaryota, Metazoa, Arthropoda, Insecta, Hymenoptera, Braconidae. The transcript has 5 exons.